UUUAAGGUAAAUUGUAAGACUAGUACAAAAUGGCUGGUUCUUCAGACGGAGAAUUACGAACGGGUAGAGAUCAACAAGUACCGUUUGAGGCAACAGAGAUUACGGAUGAAGACAGAGCAGUUCUCAGAGAUUGUGCAAGAAACAGUAUUUGGUUUAGAGGUAUUCCUCUCGGUAUUGUAUCAACUUUUGGUCUAAGGGAAUUGCUAAUAAGAACAGGUUAUGUAACCAAGCUGAAAAAUUUCAAAGGGUUGGUGUACACUGGAGUGUUUGCUAUAACUUUUUAUGCUGGUGUGCAGUCUUAUGGUAAAACAUGCAUUGCAAAGAUAUUGGCAUUACCAGAUAAUUCCAAGCUGAAGGAGGCAGUAAUCAAGAACCUGCCAAAAAGUGCUGGGCAGACUAACUUUUAUCAAGACAAUCUGAAUUUACAAGGGAACCAGUGGGCAAGCCCUUCAGAAGAAGAAUCCAUCAUGGACAUGCAACUUCCCCUUUCCAGUAGCACUGCUACCCCUAACAAUCAAUCAAGUGAAGAUGAUCAUAAAGCACCAAAGCUCUAUUUUGAUGUUGAUGAAGCAAAGGAGAAGAAAUAUGCAACUUAUGAAGAUUUGAGAAAGAAACACCGUGAAAGAUGGAAUCCUCCUAGCCUUUCUUCAUCGAGUCAGACCAGGAAGGAGCAGAUCAGACAGAAACCACGAGAAACUGAGCCAGAUAGCAAGACAAGUUCAAGUGAUGUCUUCACGCCAUGGUUUGACCAAGAAGGCAGCGACAAUGACCGCAGCAGCCAGGAAGCUGGCCAGAGGACGAGUAAUCAGCGGGAGAGGCCUUCAUUUAGACAAGGGCCAACACCCAGGAAGAACAAAUAUGGUGAUCUAAUCGAAUGAAUCGCUGGAGGAAAGAAUCCUUUUUCGCGUCACUUUUCCUCCAUUUCCGUUUGUUGAAAUAUUUUAAAAGAGACUUCCUCGUAACUAACAUGUAUGCUAAGUGAUUGUUAAUAAAGAAUAUUGUAUCUUGG
Molecule: messenger RNA, 1009 nt
Organism: Pocillopora verrucosa
Lineage: Eukaryota; Metazoa; Cnidaria; Anthozoa; Scleractinia; Pocilloporidae
Product: OCIA domain-containing protein 1
Cellular component (GO): endosome
Source: RefSeq, a predicted model, not a curated record